AUGUGGAGACUUUUUAGUUUUACUUUAUAUUUGUGCUGCAUUAAUUGAGUUUUGUGUGUUUGUGAAAGUUUCCAUUCUAGGAUAAAUUAUAUUUAAAGGUUUCGAUCGCUCGCACUUUACAUACUAUACUGCACGUAAUUGACAACAGCGCGAAUCGAGAAAUAGAAUCACCAUCAAGUAUUGAAUGCAAUGCUAAUCAAUUGAGAUCAAUUAAUGAAAUCUUUCGUAAUGGAAACGUCUUUGGCGGAAUCAGAUCUGGUGCAGUCGGAACCUCGAGGCGAAGAACAUUAUUCUUUAAGGUGGAACAAUCAUCAGAAUCAUAUAUUGAGUGCUUUCGGUGCAUUACUCCAAGCAGAGACAUUGGUAGACGUAACGUUAGUUUGUGCAGAAACGAGUGUACGCGCUCAUAAAGUUGUUUUGAGCGCUUGUUCGCCAUUUUUCCAGCGAAUAUUUUCGGAAACACCAUGCAAGCAUCCGGUGAUAGUGUUAAAAGACUUUUGCGGAUGGGAAGUACAAGCCAUAGUCGAUUUUAUGUACCGCGGUGAAAUUAGCGUUAGGCAAGAACGACUUCGGACACUGAUAAAAGCAGGCGAGUCUCUACAAGUAAGGGGCUUAGUCGACCAUCCGGCUGGGGCACCUGCGAAUGUUAAUUGUCCUGUUAUAGACCAGGAUGAAAUAGACGAAGAUGACAAUGAGUCGUUUCCCGGCUCGCCUUCCACCAACCGAUCGUUGUCGAAUAGUUCUCCUUUGUUCGAUCUGAUUAGGCCGAUGGACUUUGUUCCAGCAUUACCGCGACGCAAACAGGCUCGGCCUAGGAGGCGAUCGGGUGAGAGCGCCCAAGACAUCCCGCAACCGGACAGCGCAAAUUUACAACAGCAAGUGCAAGAUCUUGCGGCCAGUGCUGCAGCUGGUGAACAAUAUUUUUGUAGGAAAACUGAUGACACCGAACCUGAGGAUUUGUGUGUCAAGAAAACGCCCGAUCUCAAAGAUACACAAAAAUCCCGCCCAAAUUUAAUUCAACAGAAGCAACAGCACUAUAAACAAAUGCAUCAUGGUAUGAGUUUAAAAGAUGUGCGGAGAUCUAAAUCUAUGAAAAGUGAAUUUGAAAUUGCGGAACAACAAUUAGAUUUAUCGCUACAGCCACCGUCUGCGUCAAAUUUCACACAUAAUUUAAUGAUGCAUGGUGAGAGCGGCCCACCUAUUGGAGCAGGUCCAGGUAUGGAGCAAGGGGACUUCUCCUCGCCUCCACUCAGCUUACCUUCCAUGGGCCCCGGAACUGGAGGACAGUUAGGACAUUCUAUUAGGAAAGACAGUUCUCCGCUGCAAUUUUCGCAUCUUCCGUCUGUGUCAGCUUUAACAUUGACGCCACCUCACAGUAAGUUAUUUUUUAUGUUCGGCUUGGACUCCCCCUUGGGUCUGUUUCCGACUGGAAUGGACCCGGGUAAGCUGUACUCGCCGCUGCUUGAUUUAGAUCUUCGGGGUCAGCACGCCGGGUCAUUGGGUGACAACUCGUCAUACUCGAAGAAAAAACUUGGGCGUCCUAAAGGCCAGCAUUCUGCUCCACGAGGAGGACCACCACGAUCAUGGACCAACGCAGAACUUACCGAAGCAUUGCAACAUGUAUGGAAUAAAAAAAUGACAACUAGCCAGGCGUCCAGAAUAUUUGGAAUUCCAUACAACUCCCUGCUGAUGUAUGUCCGUGGAAAAUAUGGCAAAAGUCUUAAGCUCGAACAACUCAGAAAAGAUUGUAUAGGCGGACCUCCUUUAGAAUUACUGACUAUGACAGGUAAUAAUAACAACAACGGAGGAAAGGGACCCAAGGAGGAACCUGGACAAUGCCCAAGACCGCCAAGUUCUGAACCGGAAGCCCUGUGUAGUCCUGGUCCCAUGUUCAACCCGUUUUCGACGGGUUUCUACCCGGAGUUUGUAGGCGGUCCCGGUUUCCCCGGAUUGCCUCUGAGCAUGCUGCACCUAAUACCUCCAAACGCGAACGACCGAAUGUUGCAGUCUGGUCGCGAGCCAUUGCCUGGUCUCGAUUACACGAUUAAGAACGACGAGUUCAGCAAAGGCAGCGAAAUGGAAGUCGAGAACUAUUCCUCCCUGGCCCUGUCGCGCGACGACAGGCACGAGCGGCACGAGCGGCACGAGAGGCACGAGAGGCACGAGCUCGUCCAGCACAACGGUCAGGACUAGAUUUAAAAUGUUACUUUUUCCCUUAAUCGCACAUUCGUCUGAACUAAACACGCAGCACACGAGGCGCCUUUUUCUUUGGCCCAUCAUUUAGUACUGCAGAUUAUAUUUAGUCCAGCGUAUGUGCGAUUUCGGUAUUAGCGAGAAACAGAAAUUGUUUUCUUUUGUAGAUGGAUAUAUUCCAACAAAACAAUAUAAUCGCGAUUGCAAAGUAUACGGGUGGUUAUUAAGGCGAUCGUUCUGUGUGAUGUACCUUUAUAAUAGCUAUAUUAUUAAU
Molecule: messenger RNA, 2467 nt
Organism: Ctenocephalides felis (cat flea)
Lineage: Eukaryota; Metazoa; Arthropoda; Insecta; Siphonaptera; Pulicidae
Gene: lov
Product: protein jim lovell
Exons: 7
Coding region: 214-2193 (659 amino acids)
Biological process (GO): regulation of transcription by RNA polymerase II
Cellular component (GO): nucleus
Molecular function (GO): DNA binding; protein binding
Source: RefSeq, a predicted model, not a curated record